This is a messenger RNA of Neodiprion fabricii, 2767 nucleotides long. It is a transcript of the gene gb, whose product is annotated as Y+L amino acid transporter 2. Lineage: Eukaryota; Metazoa; Arthropoda; Insecta; Hymenoptera; Diprionidae. Gene Ontology annotation, biological process: amino acid transmembrane transport. Gene Ontology annotation, cellular component: membrane. Gene Ontology annotation, molecular function: L-amino acid transmembrane transporter activity. The record is from RefSeq and is a predicted model, not a curated record. The transcript is spliced from 12 exons. The coding region runs from base 354 to 1853 and encodes 499 amino acids.
UGGUAGCAGUAACGCAACGCGGUAUAACUUGGAAAGUACAGCACCUGUGUUCGACGUUAUUAACUCUAGCCUGCGGUACACGUGCGUACCGGUCAACAAUUUUUGGUAGUUUUUAAACACGUCGCAAUUGGCUCGAUACUUUGCCAGUACAGAGAAUGUUGAUGAGGUGGAUCAGUAGAGUAGGUAUAGUUUCAGUCAGCACAUUCAAUCAUCAUCGCUACCAAGUAGUUAACUUUUUUAUUUAGUCAACGUUCAGCGACCUGUAAAAGUCUGGUUGCUUCAGUCUGCUCCUCACUCUGUAACGCAGCGGAGUUAAACAAUAGGUGUGUUUACAACGAACAUAUGUAACCAAAAUGGUGAAACAGGUAACACUUGAGUCACCUAGUGAAAUGCAACUAAUGUCACCCACCGAAGAUGGAAAGGCUCUUCCUGGUAGCCAAGAAUUUGAGCCUAGUAAAAUACAGAUGAAAAAACAGCUUGGCUUGCUGGAAGGAGUUGCUAUAAUUUUAGGAAUCAUAUUUGGAUCAGGAAUUUUUGUUUCACCGAAGGGCGUAAUCAAAGAAGUAGGUAGUGUUGGCUUAUCUCUCAUCAUAUGGGUCUUUUGUGGUUUGCUCUCUAUGGUUGGAGCGUUGUGCUAUGCGGAAUUGGGUACAAGCAUACCUGUUAGCGGUGGUGAUUAUGCUUAUAUUCACGAAGCCUUUGGACCAUUACCAUCUUUCUUGUAUUUGUGGGCAGCAAAUUUGAUAUUCGUUCCUACAACGAACGCUAUUAUGAGUCUCACUUUUGCUCAGUAUGUUCUCCAACCAUUUUUUCCGAAUUGUGAAAUCCCUGAUGAUGGUAUGAGACUCAUAGCUGCUGUCACUAUAUGCUUGCUGACUUUUAUCAAUUGCUACGAUGUUAAAGAGACAUCAAUGAUGCAGAAUGUGUUCAUGUUUGCUAAGGUCGCUGCAUUAGUUAUAAUUAUUAUCACUGGAAUGACCUGGUUAGGACUUGGGCAUACAGAAAAUUUCACAACACCAUUCGAAGAAACUAAUACUGAUCCAGGAAAAAUUGCAGUUGCAUUUUGCUCUGGUAUAUUUUCUUAUUCUGGCUGGAACUAUCUGAAUUUUAUGACAGAAGAACUCAAAAAUCCAUAUGUAAAUUUACCUCGUGCUAUCUACAUAUCGCUGCCAUUGGUGACUUUCAUCUAUGUUCUCGCCAAUGUGGCUUAUUUAGCAGUGUUAACACCAGAUAUGAUGAUCGCCUCUUAUGCUAUUGCUGUGACGUUUGGGGAUCAAGUACUGGGAGUCAUGUCGUGGACGAUACCUGUGAUGGUAGCAAUUUCAGCUUUUGGCGGCUUGAGCGUCCAUAUCAUGACUUCUUCACGGAUGUGCUUCGUAGGUGCUCGGAAUGGGCAAUUUCCAGCUAUGUUGAGCUACAUUAAUGUGUCCAAGCUGACUCCUACCCCUGCCUUGGUGUUUUUGUGUAUUUUGUCACUAUGUAUGCUUUGCACCAGUGAUGUAUUUGUGCUAAUUACUUACUGUAGUAUCGUGGAGACAUUCUUCAUUACAUUAUCUAUUGCCGGUAUUUUAUGGCUGAGAUAUAAGAGACCGAACAUGGAGAGGCCCAUCAAGGUUUCAUUGUGGGUACCUAUUACGUUUGUGAUGAUAUGUAUUUUCCUCAUUGUGGUAUCUUGCUAUCAGGCACCAUUUGAAGUAGGUAUAGGCACUCUAAUUACCCUGUCUGGAAUCCCUGCUUAUUACGUCGGAAUUGUGUGGAAGAAUAAACCAAAGUCAUUUCAACGUCAGUACAAUCGCAUCACCUGCACAAUACAAAAAUUGUUUGUAGCUGCGAGGGAAGAAAGAGAUCAGUAAUUACUGAAGUUUUUGCAAUUCAAAACAGUAUUUGGUGCGUGCAUAAUUACUUAAAAAGCUACAGCAAUGCUUGUGAAGAAUUAGGUAAGGCAUCAUCUUCUUCUGAUUAUCACCAUUACUGUUGGAUUAUUUGAAACUCGUGUAUUUAUAUCACAUUCAUUAUGAUUUUUAAUCAAGAGUUAGUGAUUGUAUGCUCUUUUGAGAUAAUUUAAUUGCAAAUUGAACACAACUAGAGAAUGACGGAAGUUCUCAAUUUGAAUAUGGUAGUUAAUUUUAAAACAAGUCAAAUGAAUAAUCGUUUGAAACGUUUUCAAAUUCGUUUGCUGUUUGUCCUGUUAUUCACGUUUAGUCAAAUCAUUUAAUAUCGAUAUGAGAAAAUUCAUUUGAUGUGUUUGUUACAUUACUGUUGAAGUUCUUUGCUGUUAAGUCAUUCUGCAGUUAGUAAUGUUUACAAAAUUUAUCUACCGUCGCAUAUAUGAAAUAUAACCAGCAUAUACAAAUAUUGUUAGUGUAUCUGUGAUUAUCGUAUAUACGAUGAAGAGAGACGUAUAAAUAUUUUCAUGUUGAUCAUGUAAAAUUAUAUCAUGUGAGGCAUAUUUCGUGAAGAAUAUUCAAGAAAUAUCUAAGCUAUGAAAAUUUAUUUUUCAUUUUGCUAUCUGCGUGAAAAAUCUAUUAACAAGUGAGUACUAGAAUGCAUAGAAUCUAAAAACGUUUACCACUAUUUAUGAACAUUGUUAUUAUAAUCUCUCCUGCGUAUAUUAAAUUAAAUCAGUUUCCCUGUGCGCAUAGUUUGCUUAGGCUCAAGUUUUGCUGCAGGAGCCAAAUAAGUAAUCAAUAAUGUAAAAUGAAUAAGAGGUUUCACACAUUGUACGAUUAAUCUUACACAAAUGAAAUUUUUUCAUCGAAGUCUAUGA